Ambispora leptoticha is the source of this 1940-nucleotide messenger RNA. The record is from the annotation of a GenBank genome assembly. Lineage: Eukaryota; Fungi; Glomeromycota; Glomeromycetes; Archaeosporales; Ambisporaceae.
AUGAAGUUAAAAAAUAGCAUAAUAACAGCACGGACAGCACCAAUUUUUCUCGUUGUCUUUCUUGCGUUUACUACGAUUUCGGUGAUUAGUGCCAAUGUCACAGUAAACCCGCUGCCGAAGCCGCGCGAGAUAAAAUGGGGAGAAAAAGGUCCAAUCAGUUUCCCGCUAAAUAUACAACUUAUGUCGUCGUCAUCAUCCAUUGUGACACUUGGAUGGAAACGUGCAUUGAAAUUGAUUAAACAUGAUAGAUGGGUGGUACAAGCAGUAGAAGCUGAGCCACCGGCUUCUAAUCCAUUCCCACCAAAGAUUCAAACUCCAGGGGAUAAGCGUAAACGUAGCAUUUUUGAAGUUCGAUCCGAAAACUCGACUGCUAUUACUAAUUCAACUAACACUACUACCACAACUGCUAGUGCUACUAACAAUACUACCACAACUACUCCAACUAAAGACAAUUUGACAGUCAAAUCAGUAAAUGUCAACGUCUCCAAUCCAACUGCAGAAUUGCAACACGGUGUUGACGAAUCAUACACGUUGGAAGUGAAAGAGGACGCGCUGAUAAUUACAUCACCGACUGUGUGGGGUGCAUUACACGCGUUCAACACACUAACACAAAUAGUGAUCUCGGACGGAAAAGAUGGGCUAAUCAUUGAACGUACCGUCUUAAUUAAAGAUUCGCCUUUAUACCCACAUCGUGGCCUGUUAUUGGAUACUGCACGUCAUUUCUACCCGGUCAAAGAUAUCUUGAGAACUAUCGAAGCUCUUGCGUGGAGUAAAUUGAAUGUCUUGCAUUGGCAUAUUGUCGACUCACAAUCAUGGCCCAUAGAAGUGAAGGCUUAUCCAGCAAUGACAAAUGAUGCAUACUCUAAUCGUGAAAUUUAUACACCUAGAGAUGUACGAGACGUAAUUGAAUUCGCUCAUGAACGUGGUGUUCGAAUUAUUCCAGAGUUUGAUAUGCCUGGACAUGCGCGCGCUGGUUACCUACAAAUCGAUCCUUCCAUUGUAGCAUGUGCCAAUGCCUGGUGGUCAAACGACGAUUGGCCACAUCACAGCGCUGUAGAACCACCGCCAGGUCAAUUAGAUAUUAUCAACCCGAAAACAUAUGAAGUUAUCAAAAACAUCUUUGCCGAAGUUUCCGCCGCGUUCCCUGAUAAACUAUAUCACGCCGGUUUCGACGAACUACAAAGAUACUGUUACGCUUAUUCUAAUCUGACCGUCAACUGGUUCAAACAGAACCCAAACAACACCUACGGUGAUCUUGCACAAUACUUUUUGGACCGCGCGUAUCCAAUCUUCACUGACAAAAAGUAUGGCAGUAAACAUAUCAUUAUGUGGGAAGAUGUUUUUCUAUCAGAUGAUUUUGCCGCUAAUAAGGUACCAAAAGAAGUGAUCCUACAAACAUGGAACAAUGGUGUGAAUAAUACAAAGAAAAUCACGUCGAGUGGGUAUGAUGUGAUUGUAACAUCAUCUGAUUGGUUUUAUCUGGAUUGUGGAAAUGGUGGUUGGGUUGGUAACGAUAAUCGAUAUGACCAAAAUGUUGACAAUGGAAAAAUCUUAUUCAACUUCGCUGGUGGUAGCAGUGGCUCAUGGUGCAACGGCUACAAAACAUGGCAACGCAUCUAUAGUUAUGAUAUCGACUUCAACCUAACUGCUGAGGAGAAAAAACACGUUAUCGGUGGCGAAGUUGCACUAUGGUCCGAACAAUCUGAUAGUGUGGUAAUGGAUGCUAAAAUAUGGCCACGUACUGCCGCACUUGCCGAAUUAUUAUGGAGCGGAAAUAAAAAUGAGGAAGGCAAAAAACGGUAUCGCGAGAUGCAACAACGAAUAAAUGAUUAUCGAGAAAGAUUAGUAUCGCGUGGUGUUGGUGCUGCACCCUUGCAACCGAAAUUUUGUUAUAAGCAUCCGCAUGCGUGUGACUUAAAUCUUGAGAAAUUUGUCCCUGG